GUUAGUUGCCGAUAUUCUGGCCGACAGACUUAGAUAACGUUUGCAAUAUUGGAGUUGAAACGGUGAGGCAGCAGUAGCAAUCUUGUCGCUUUUCCAUAAUAAUUUUGUUUGACCAAGAGAUGAUGUUACAUUGAUAAGAGAACAAUGGAUUCAAAAUUCAACAAAUGAAUUAGUUGCUCACACUCUACAGUAUCUUUUCUUACGUAUUACUAGAUCUUUUGUGCACAAGUCUCCUAACCAAUAAUAAAUAGAACCGGCGCCAACCUUUGAGAGUUUUAGGAAGCGUUUGGAAAGUGGAGAGAGAUCAAAUCCCCCUAUUUUGAUUCUUCCUUUGAGAAGAAAUUUCGACCAUGGUUAAGCUUCUUCAAGGUCCGCUUCCACCUAGCAAGGAGCUGCUGAAGAAGAUGAUAGAGCUAGAGCAAAGUCAGGAGCAUCUAAUGCAGGAGAUGUCUCGGCUCAAGGUAUCCACGGAGCUUAGGCAGCCAUCGCAUCCACGGAAGGAGAUCCGUAUACAGGGUUCCAUGAAUUUGAGACCAUCGCCCUGGAAGUUCACUGAUAAACAGUAUCUCAAUAUUUUGCAGUCCAUGGCACAAUCUGUUCAUGCCUUCGAUCUCAAUAUGCGAAUUAUCUUUUGGAAUGCUAUGGCGGAAAAGGUUUAUGGGUACUCUGCUGCAGAAGCAGUUGGGCAGAACCCAAUUGACGUAAUGGUAGAUGAUCGGGAUGCCCCCUUUGCAAUGAAUAUUGCUCAACUUUGUUCCAAUGGAGAGACCUGGACUGGCAAGUUUCCUGUCAAGAGCAGAACUGGAGAGAAAUUUUCAGUUGUCACUACAUGUUCCCCCUUCUAUGCUGAUGACGGUUCCCUUAUUGGGAUCGUUUCUGUCACAAGUGACGUAGCACAGUAUCUCAACCCGAGAAUCUCUUUGGCUACAUUAAAGGCGUCAGAAGUUGAAACGAGCUCAAGCCCUGCAAGCAAUAGUUUUGCCUUUAAACUUGGUUUGGACUCCAAAAGAGCUGUUGUAUCCAAAUUUGGCCUUGAUUCUGAUCAGCCUAUACAAGUUGCUAUAACAUCAAAGAUAUCAGAUUUGGCAUCCAAGGUGAGAAACAAGGUCAGGUCGAAAAUGCCAGCAGGUGAUAGUAGUGUCACAGUGUCUGAGGGUGGCACUUGGGAUAGUCAUCAUUCAGAUCAUGACGUAUUCGGUGCUACUCUUUCUGACCACAGGGACGAUGCAGCACCAAGAGGGGAUUUUAUCCAGUCUCCUUUUGGUGUAUUCACAUGUAACGAUGACAAGUUUGCUUCCAAACCCUUCAAAGAUUCCAGUGAUGGAAAGCCUGUAACCCUUUUCACCUCAAAAGCUGAAGAAUGGAUGGUAAAGAAAGGUUUGUCGUUGCCAUGGAAAGGGACUGAGCAGGAAGGUUCAAGAGUAAAGCCUUCUCAUUCUGUAUGGCCUUGUGUACAGAAUGAAAAAAAGAAAGAUAAGUCUCACCAGAUCAAUCCCUCUUCUGGUGUUAAGUCUAAAAGCCAUGCCUCUGAAAGUAAUAAGCCUACCAAUAACAAGGCUUCUAGUUCGCGGUCUGCCUAUAUAUAUGUGAACAGCACAAGCAGCCCUAGUAGCCGUAAAACUAUCAGCUACAGUGUUAUGAGCAAGGUGGAUACAUAUAGUAAUUGCUUGGAGUAUGAAAUUUUAUGGGAUGAUUUGACAAUCGGAGAACAAAUUGGACAAGGCUCAUGUGGAACUGUCUAUCACGGUCUGUGGUUUGGAUCUGAUGUAGCUGUAAAAGUGAUCCCCAAACAAGAAUAUUCAGAAGAGGUCAUACAAUCAUUUAGACAAGAGGUAUCGUUGAUGCAAAGACUUAGACAUCCUAACGUUCUGCUGUUUAUGGGAGCAGUGACUUUACCUCAGGGUCUCUGUAUAGUGUCAGAAUUCCUUCCACGUGGAAGUCUCUUCAGUCUACUGCAGAGAAGUAUGUCAAAACUUGAUUGGAGGCGGCGUAUCAAUAUGGCCUUGGACAUUGCUCGCAGUAUGAAUUAUCUUCACCGCUGUAGUCCACCCAUCAUCAUCCAUCGUGAUUUGAAGUCGUCAAAUCUGCUGGUAGACAAGAACUUGACCGUUAAGGUAGCUGACUUUGGUCUAUCGCGUAACAAGCAUCAUACAUACCUAACCAGCAAGUCAGGAAAGGGAAACCCUCAAUGGAUGGCACCAGAAGUUCUUCGAAAUGAGUCUGCUGAUGAGAAGUCUGACAUUUACAGCUUUGGAGUAGUACUAUGGGAGCUUGCCACAGAGAAGAUCCCAUGGGAAAAUUUCAAUUCGAUGCAGGUGAUCGGAGCUGUGGGGUUCAUGAACCAGAGGCUGGAAAUUCCAAAGGACAUUGAUCCUGAUUGGAUCUCAUUAAUAGAGAGCUGCUGGCACAGCAAUACAAAGCUGAGACCCACAUUCCAAGAACUGAUGGAGAAACUAAGAGAUCUGCAAAGAAAGUAUACAAUACAGUUCCAAGCGAUUCGUGCUGCGUUAUCUGACAAGUCUCUUCUCAAGGACAAGUAACAAACCAAAAGUUGACCCUUUUCUCUGACGCCUUUUUGUUCACAAAAACAAAGAAAGAGAGAGAAUUGGUCUUUUUGAACAGCAACGAUUGGUGGGAACGUCCAUGCUAUGCUGGUGUGCCAAUGUCUUCAUCAUUGAACAAGGUUAUGGCAUGGAAGAUAUCAUUGAGGUUGACUAUGGUUUAACGGAGUCUUCCUCCCCGGUACUGAAACGAAAUCAUUGAGAUUGGUCAUCUGUGCUCCUCUUUCUAUGUUUUGACACCAAUGUUGAAAACUAUUAGCUAGUGAGUUUGACUCUGCUUUCUGACACUUUGAUCAGUUAUGCAUAAUGCUUAAUUUGUGCUGACCACGGUCCAUGCGUCUCUGGCGAUGUUUGUGCCUUUUAAAUUAAUUACCGCAUCAAAAUUUUAAGAAUAAUAAAAGAAAGUCGGAAGUUUUAUUACGAUGAGUA
Messenger RNA from Arabidopsis lyrata subsp. lyrata, 2990 nucleotides. RefSeq names its product raf homolog serine/threonine-protein kinase. NCBI's taxonomy places the organism in Eukaryota, Viridiplantae, Streptophyta, Magnoliopsida, Brassicales, Brassicaceae. The coding region runs from base 351 to 2540 and encodes 729 amino acids. Gene Ontology annotation, biological process: protein phosphorylation; regulation of DNA-templated transcription. The record is from RefSeq and is a predicted model, not a curated record. Gene Ontology annotation, molecular function: ATP binding; protein kinase activity. The transcript has 13 exons.